Messenger RNA from Prorocentrum cordatum, 1007 nucleotides. The record is from the annotation of a GenBank genome assembly. NCBI's taxonomy places the organism in Eukaryota, Dinophyceae, Prorocentrales, Prorocentraceae.
AUGCUCUCGGCGCACAUGUCAUUCCAAGCGUGGCAUUUUUGCGGUUCAAGUCGUCUCGACGCUGGGUUUACGAACGACCCCUCUUUAGUGCUAUCAUGGCGACGCAAUGCGAUGAUGCGCUGGUGGAACGCCACGGAACCGCUUCCGUGUGGCUACGAGACGCUGGCGUCUGGCUCAGCAGCAGGCGGAUCAGGAACCAUGGAGGAGGACGCGCAGCAGAGCAUGAACAUGGGCGCCCCCAGGGCCGACCAAGCGGCGACGGGGACAGGCUGGGCCGACAAGAGCCCGAAGCUGCGGGCAGGACGAGCCGCGCCGUCAGCACGGUUACCGAAGUUGCGCGACCAGCGCGACGCCUCCGAGGAUACCGACCAGACGAUCUUCUUUGUGGUGGACGAUGACGAGACUAGCCCGACUUCGCUGGAUCAGAAGCGCACUGCUACGGAGACCGACAUCAGCAAGACGAUUCGUGGUGACCGGUUGGAGGUCGACGGGGGUCACCAGCAGCGCAAGACCGUAGCAGGUAACGAGCGCCGAUGGGCGGCGAACGCCCAGAAGCUCGUUAUUGGUGAUCUUCGGAUUCAACGCAAUUCUUGGCAGACCGUCUACACCUACAACGACAUCGACACCAAAAUGCCCGCCUCGGUGGCUUCCAGCCACGGCGGCCAAUCGUCCAAGAUGAUGCAUUCUGUUACGUGCAAGGUUGACUGCAAGGCCGACGUCACCAAUCGAGACUGCAGCCGCAAUGUUCGUGCCAUUCUGAGUUUUGCAGCGGCCUGCGCGGAGGCAGGGCGACUAGCGCUGGGGUGGCUUGCGCUGCGAGCCAUUGUUCAGCCUGGGGCUGAUGGGGAUCCACUCGCAGCAGGACGUCACGGGCACCGCCCCAGACAGCACUACCCAGACGAGCUACUUGGGCCCGCUCGUGAGUGGCCGCCACGUCGGCCGCAUCAUCGGCGACAACGGGCCCGCCGUAACGACCCUCGAGGCGGACUCCCAGAGGCGCGGCCGAG